This is a messenger RNA of Gopherus flavomarginatus (Mexican gopher tortoise), 4661 nucleotides long. RefSeq names its product zinc finger protein 883-like. Gene Ontology annotation, biological process: negative regulation of transcription by RNA polymerase II. Bases 129 to 1913 code for a protein of 594 amino acids. The transcript is spliced from 5 exons. NCBI's taxonomy places the organism in Eukaryota, Metazoa, Chordata, Testudines, Testudinidae. The record is from RefSeq and is a predicted model, not a curated record. Gene Ontology annotation, molecular function: DNA-binding transcription repressor activity, RNA polymerase II-specific.
GCGGCGGGAGAGAGACCUUAAUUAACCCUCCUGUGCCCGGCCCGGGCCCUGCUCCCGCUGGAGCCGCCUUAGGGCCGCCCCGGGCUCUGCCCGCCCCGCUGCGGAGCUGCAGCCUCCAGGGCUGGAGAAUGAUGUCCAUGUUUUGCUCCAGCUCGUCCAAUCCUCCCAUGACACAGGGAAGAGAAAUGGCUGCAGUGGAUCCAGCUCAGGGGCCGGUGACCUUCGAGGACGUGGCUGUGUAUUUCACCAGGGAAGAGUGGGCUCUGCUGGACCCCACUCAGAGAGCCCUCUACAGAGCCGUCAUGCAGGAGAACUAUGAGAAUGUGACCUCACUGGGGUUUCCAGUUUCCAAACCUGAUGUGAUAUCCCAGCUGGAACAAGGAGAAGAGCCAUGGGUCCCAGACCUCCAGGGUUCAGAGGAAAGAGAGAUCCUGAGAGUUCCCUGCAUAGCAGGUGAUGCAAUGGUAUGUGAGAAAGAGGAGCAGAAUUCUCAGCAGGAAAAUGUUGAGCAAGUGGAUAAACACAGAGAAUUAUCACAAAGAUUGGAAAGGAAUGUGUGCAGGAGUUAUGAGCAGGAAAAAUCUUGUGAGAUUCAGCACAGACCAGAAAGAAAGCCAGGAAACCAGCUAGGGGAGAAAGGGAACAAAUCUAUUUCCUGUCGAGGAACUCAGAAGGAUUUCAAAGAAAGCACAACAGAGCAGGAAAUCCUCAGGAGAAAAAGAAAAAAUACAUGCACUGAGUGUGGAAAAAACGUAUGUGACUACUCAGCCCUUAUAAAGCAUCAGAGAAUUCACACGAAGGAGAGGCCCUAUGAAUGUAGUGAGUGUGGGAAAACCUUCAAUCGCAGCUCGCACCUUAUUAAUCAUCAUAGAAUCCACACAGGGGAGAGGCCUUAUGAAUGCAGUGAAUGUGGGAAAACCUUCAAUCACAGCUCGCACUUCAUUAGUCAUCAAAAAAUCCACACAGGGGAGAGGCCUUAUGAAUGCAGUGUGUGUGGGAAAACUUUCAAUCGCAGUUCGCACCUUAAUAGUCACCAGAGAAUCCACACAAAGGAAAGGCCCUAUGAAUGUAGUGAGUGUGGGAAAAACUUCACUAACAACUCAAACCUUAGUAGGCAUCAGAGAAUACACACAGGGGAAAAGGCCUAUGAAUGCUGUGAGUGUGGGAAAAGCUUCACUUGCAGAUCAGGCCUUUUUGAGCAUCACAGAAUCCACACUGGGGAGAGGGCCUAUGAAUGCAGUGAAUGUGGGAAAAAUUUCACUCACAGAUCAGCCCUUUCUAAACAUCAGAGAAUCCAUAGAGGGGAGAGGCCCUAUGAAUGCAGUGACUGUGGGAAAAGCUUCCAUUAUAGCUCGCACCUUAUUGGGCAUCAGAGAAUACACACAGGGGAGAGGCCCUAUGAAUGCAGUGAUUGUGGGAAAAACUUCAUUCACAGAUCUCACCUUAUUAUGCAUCAAAGAAUCCACACAGGGGAGAGGCCCUAUCAAUGCAAUGAUUGCGGGAAAAGCUUCACUAGCAGCUCAGACCUUUCUAAACAUCAGAGAAUCCACACAGGGGAGAGGCCCUAUCAAUGCAGUGAGUGUGGGAAGACCUUCACUAACAGCUCAGCUCUUUCUAACCAUCAGAGAAUCCACACAGGGCAGAGGCCCUAUGAAUGCCGUGAAUGUGGGAAAACCUUCACUAACAGCUCAGCCCUUUCUAACCAUCACAGAAUCCACACAGGGGAGAGGCCCUAUGAAUGCCGUGAGUGUGGGAAAACCUUCAAUCAAAGCUCACACCUUAUUCGGCAUCAGAGAAUCCACAGAGGGGAGAGGCCCUACGAAUGCAGUGAGUGCGGGAAAACCUCUUGGCACUCAGCCCAUGUUAGCCAUCAGAGAAUCUGCAAGGGAGGUGAAGAUGAUGAUAACCUUUAGGGCUAUGAGUAUUUUUUUUUUGUAAUACUUUGGCUGAUUACCAUAUAGUAACUUUUAAAGCUGUUUGAACAGUUUGCAGCACCGUUAUCCCUCAGCUUGUCCAGAUGAGGGGCCCAUUUUGGCCUUUUUUCAGUUUGCCCUGUUUUGAGGUGGACCCAUUUGUCCUUUCUAUCAGCUCCAUUGUCCCAUAAGUAAUUUGAGUGUGCCCUUCCUAUCAGGAGCCAGGGAGCAUCAUGUUUAUACCAUUCCUCCUCUUGCAACAUUAUUGUUAGAGUCACCAGUGAUACAGAUUGUGUCACUGCCAGUUUUUCUCACGUUGCUCUAGGUUGUGCUGAAGAGAAGAUAUAUUGGGACCUUUUCGAGUUAUAUUAUUUAAAUGAAGAGGAGCAGGGGCAGGAAAAAGUGUCAUUUCAGCCUGUGUGUCACUGGAAGGAGAUGGAGUGACUCAGAGAUUCCUUCUUGCCCCAUAACAGCAGAACUGUUACCUUUUUUCUGAGCUAUGCAGAGUUUAUCUUCAUCACAUUCUAUCCAUCCACUUCUCAAAGUGUUAUGUGAUGAAGUGUUCUUAGUUGCUUAAAGAUGAUACUUUGACUUCUUUAGUCCUAUACUAGAGUCGCUGUGACUGGAGAUGAAAGUGUCAAGGGCCUGGAAGGGAAAUUCAAAUGGAUCCCAAAUACAAUGUGAUCAUUUUGAGUUUAAAUCCCAUCUAUUGGCAUAGCCACUUCUAACAAGGUGGUUGUUUUGUCCUCCAUUAUGGUGAUGCUAGGAUACUAAAAAUUGUGUAAAUAACAUAAUUGACUAUUGAGACAGUGCUGAGUAAAGCAGGUUUGAAUGGAUCAGAGGAGAAUGUGUUGGGAGAAUCUCUUGUCCUGAUUCUGAAUAAUCAGAUGUAACCUGCUCUGGACUUUCACUUGACACUUUCAUUGUCAUGUUUUCUAUCCCUCUGAGAUGUGGAUUUCUAUCUUUCCUAGAGGCUCCUUGGUCACCCAGUUGGAUAUUAGAUCAGUUUGAUAGGAUGUAGCUCAGAUUUUUUUGGAGACUUUAAGAUUAAUGACCAUUUGCUAAAGUCAUCAUUUUUCACUUCAGUUUUGAUUUUCCCCAUCCCUCCAUGAUGACAUGGAGAAAGUUCAGAUGCAGUUCUGUCAAGAGGAAAGACCUCUCCAAUUUACUGGACAUGCUAACAAAGAAACAGUGGUGAUUUAAAAUCUCCACUCAGAAAUGGUGAAUAACAGCAGAAACCCAACUAAGUGGAGGAAGUGCAUAUGAUCAGAGUGCAGUUCAGUUGUUUAAGUCAGUAUUGUCUCAGAUGAGCUGGGGAAAAUAUUCCAUGGUAAGCUGUUUUGAACUAGGCAAAAUGUCAAUGUAUUUGGUUCCCAAAGCAUUUGUAAUCCAGGCCCCAUAAAGGUCUCUACUAGCUAGUCCUAUGGUGUGGGAGAUGCUGCCCUUCAUGGCACAGAUGUUGAGGAAAUAGAAGUGUGGGUUUUGUUUAAUUUAUCCUCUGUAGUUGCUUAAAAUGUGUAUAUCAUUAAAUCAGUGUUGAAAUCUAAUAGCUGCAGAAAAAUAGCUCUUUUUGACUAGUAACUCCAGCUCUGGUAACUAACAGAGAUUCUGAUCCAGGCCUGUAUCCAGUCCCGUGACUGGAACUGUGCCACCAAAUUAAAGCAAAGCUGGGCAUGUUUUGUUAAGCCACUGCUAAGAUUUUGAGUGGUUUUGUAAAGGAUUCUACUUCAGACAACUGUAAAUGUAGCUUAACCAAGGCCAAAGAUUUGAAAACAACUGGGCUUUAAAGAGUACACACCCAAUUCUUGCUUUCCAUUCAAGUAAAGCAAGCUGUGGUGACCAAUGACCCAAGGAAAAUUGUUUGUACUACUCCACUUCCUAGUUCAGUGUCACUGAUUACAUUUCCAAAAGAUACCAGGGUUUGAUUGAGAACAAUCAUCCUUCACCAUUUGGAUCCAAAGAGAGAGUGCUUCAUAGGACAUUCCUUCCCUGUGGAUCUGCAACUGGCUGCCUGAUUGGGUAACAAGGACUUUCAGUCUAUAGAAAUGAUGGUAACUAAUGAGAUAACAAAUGUGUCAGGCUACAGUUUUAGACUUCAGGAUACACAUAUGUUCUGUGGCUACACAAUAAAGCUGAUGUUGGCACAGCUGCAUCAAUGCUAUUACAGACGUUGUAAGCCAAUGAAAGUGAUCCCUCCUGUUGACUUUAUUAGUAUCCUCCACAAGCUGCAGUGGUUAUAUUGGCAGGAGAAGCUCUCCUGCUGAUGUAGCGCUAUCUACACAGGGUUAGGGCUUUGUAACUAUGUAGCUCAGCGGUGUGGAUUUUUCGCACCCCUGAGCAAUAUAGUUAUACUGAUAAAUGUCUUUACUGUAGACCAGACAGUUUUCUCUUGUGUUUUAUGCAUUUACAGCACUUCUGCUCUAUCUCCUCCUUCUUUGAAAGAUUAAAAAGUAUGAAAAGAGAGGUAUUUUUCCUCAUGAUGCAAACAUGCCCACAUUGGAGAUCACUUCCACAAACAGACAUGGCAGAUGAACCAGAGAUAUAUGAACUCACGGAAGUGGUUGGGGCCUACAUUAAAACAAACCAUAAUUUGAGCCAAGCUUCAGUUGUUGGCAAUGGGGAUAUAUAUUACAGGAAUUUGUAAUAUUUGAAGAUGUUCUUGUUACCAAUGAAAAUGAAGUUAUAGUUGAAGUUACUGGUUAAAGAGUAAGAGACUAAUUGUGUGAUAAUCUGACUUAUUUUGGAAAA